This is a messenger RNA of Xenopus tropicalis (tropical clawed frog), 2735 nucleotides long. The record is from RefSeq and is a predicted model, not a curated record. Lineage: Eukaryota; Metazoa; Chordata; Amphibia; Anura; Pipidae.
UUCCAUUUUGCCAUUUGGUAUAAAGUUGAACACUGUCCUACAGAUGCAAAUGUACAAAAAAGGUGGUUUAUGCUUUAGCUAGGCCCACCUCUAGCCAUGCCAUUGAAAAAUAUGCCCCUCCCCAUCUUAGCCUCUUUCCUACACAGACAUAAAAAUUAAUUGAUCCAGAUGAAGUGAAAUAUCUCUAUCAUUCCACACUAGCACUAGCCAUUCCUGCCCCAGGCUAGUAGUGGCAGAAUAGCCAUAGUAUUGUUUCUACAAGCACACACUCUCUAAGGCUCAGUAACUGACACUCACGCUUCCUACCAAACUCUGCUUGGUCAUCCUCCAUCUGCAAUUCAUUUUUUCGUUAUCAGUCAUAGGUCAACCUUAUCAAUUUACGAGUCCCUGUAAACAGCACUGUUAGUACCUACACAUGCACCUUGCUGACCUCCUUGAUUAAUCUGCUUGCCCUGUGCUUGUACAACCAGCCCCAGGAUGAACAUUUCCAUGAAGUGUGUUGGCAAUGUCCCAGUCAGGAGGACCUCCAUGGCUCAGCUAGAUAGAGAAGAGAACAUCCUUAAAGAAGACCUGAAGUUUUAUUUUAUGAAUCCAUGUGACAAAUACAGAGCGAGGCACCAAAUACCAUGGAAACUGCUUCUUCAAGUGCUGAAGAUAGUCAUGGUGACUACACAGCUUGUCCUGUUUGGGCUAAGCAACCAACUUGUUGUUUCUUACAAAGAAGAAAGUACAAUGGCUUUCAAACAUCUGUUUCUUAAAGGAUAUACUGGCAGGGAUGAGGAUGACUGUAGCCGCACUGUAUAUACACAGAAAGAUGUCUAUGACAGCAUAUUUUUUGCUAUUGAACAGUACCGCCGUCUAAAGGAGAUAUCACUGGGCACAGUUGCCUAUGAGAGGGGUGAGAAAAGAGGCCUAAAAGUUUGCAAGCAACAUUACCAUCAAGACUCAAUUCAUCCUUCCAAUGACACUUUUUACAUAGAUCCUAAUGUUGAAACAGAAUGCUUACAUUUACAACAUGAGGUACUGGCUUCUAAGCAACCACCUAACAUGUCAGCUAUAAACUCUACUUUCUUUUAUCUGGAGUUGUACAGGCUCAUUAAAGUGGAAAUCUCCUUUAAAUUGAAAGGAAUUGAUUUGCAAACUAUGAGAGUACGUGAGUUACCAGACUGCUAUGUAUUUCACAAUAGGAUUAUCUUUAAUAACCAGGCACACAGUGGCAAAAUCAAAUUAUUUUUUGAAAGUGAGGCUUCUGUUCAAGACUGCAAAGACUGGCAUAUCUCUGGAUGCACUCAGAAGAACACCCAUUAUAUAUUACUAUUUGAUGGAUUUGUUAUUUUGACAUGCCUGGCUUCUCUUAUCCUUUGUACAAGGUCAAUUGUUCUUGCUAUCAAACUACAAAAAAGAUUUGUGAAUUUCUUCUUUGAAAGAUACAAACGUCACAUUUGUUCUUCUGACAAGUUAGAGUUCAUAAAUGGUUGGUAUGUCCUAGUGAUCAUAAGUGACUUGAUGACAAUUGUUGGCUCAAUAAUGAAAAUGGAAAUUAAAGCCAAGAAUAUGACUAGCUAUGAUGUUUGCAGCCUUUUACUUGGAACAUCUACCUUACUAGUUUGGGUCGGUGUCAUUCGAUACUUGGGAUACUUUCAAAAAUAUAAUGUUUUAAUAUUAACAAUGCAAGCUUCAUUACCAAAAGUUUUAAGGUUUUGCUGCUGUGCAGGAAUGAUUUACUUUGGGUACAUUUUCUGCGGCUGGAUUGUUUUAGGACCUUACCAUGAGAAGUUCGAAGACCUUAAUACAGUUGCUGAAUGUCUAUUUUCAUUAGUCAAUGGUGAUGACAUGUUUGCAACAUUUGCAGAGAUUCGGCGAAAAAGUACCCUUGUGUGGCUAUUCAGCAGAGUGUACUUAUAUUCCUUUAUUAGCCUUUUUAUCUACAUGGUCCUAAGUCUAUUCAUUGUACUUAUAACAGACUCCUAUGAAACAAUUAAGAAAUACCAGCAAAAUGGUUUCCCAUCAACAGACCUUCAUGAAUUUCUGCGGGGAAAUGAUGCAGUAGCACAGCACAGUGGGAAGAAGCCAGACAAUGCAGUGACCCUUAUCUGCUGCUGUAGAAGACCAGCUGCAGAAGAUGACUUCAUACUUAUUAACUGAGAUGUGGCAGACCCUGGGACAUACAUUAUGCACUAUAUGCUUUAACUAGGUCACAGUUGGCAAACUACAUAUUUAUUGAAUUGUAUAAAAUAUUUUGUCACAGGGUGGGGCUUUAUACCAAGUGCUUAAGCAAAUUCCUUACAUUAUAAAGACCCUUUUAACUGGUGUUGAAGAUAUGGCACCUUGGGGACAUUCUUUCAUUGAUUCCUCCUUCCUGUUCUAACCACAAAACCUCUUUCUUGGAUGAUAUUACCUAUAGCACAAAAUAAAAUAUAUAUUUUUAAUAUCCUUAAGCAUAGGUUUAAAAAUAGGACCAAAUCAUGCAUAAUAUUUUCCCCUAUAAAAAGUCUCUAAAGAUUCAGUUUAUAAUGCAGAACAUUAGUUGUCCCAAAAGGACAAGUAGAAAGAGUGAUGCACAUAGCUUCAGCAUAUUCCAUAUAUAAACUCUAUGCUCAUUGCUAUUACAAGCUAGGCUGAGCAAUGUGCUAAUAAUGUCUUUUAUGCGUCUCCUAAGAAAAGUCAAUCUUUUGUAAAAAGGUCUUUGCAACUGUAUUUCACAAAUAAUAUUAAAGGCACUUUAUUAUAAAGUC